Molecule: messenger RNA, 717 nt
Organism: Drosophila hydei
Lineage: Eukaryota; Metazoa; Arthropoda; Insecta; Diptera; Drosophilidae
Exons: 2
Coding region: 42-632 (196 amino acids)
Source: RefSeq, a predicted model, not a curated record
CAACAAUUUUCGUGUUAAUUCAGUUUCAUUGCAAGCACUCAAUGAUGCAUUACGGAAUAUUAUUUCUGCUCACUUUGGCUACAUUGAGCCUGGCCAGUGCUCUGACCUUUAAAGAUUAUUCACUGUUAGCUGAUAUAAAACAAUCGGCGGAGCAAACGAAAGUUACAUUAAUGCAAAUCUCGUUGCGAAACAUCAUAGAAUUGACUGAUUCUAUUAUUAAUACAAAGGCUAUCAAUUUGCAGGUAAUGCCGGAGCUGCAUGCCAUUAGACAACGUGCAGUAACAAAACUUCAGAAUGAGCGCUCAUUGAACGAGUCAGAUAUCGAAACGGUUUUAGAAGACUUGAGAAAAAUCAUCGGCACUGACGAGCUCGAUGAUGAAGCUGUAAACGCGCGCUUGUCUCAGUACACAAAUGGCUCAUAUAUCACCACAUUUGAGAAGACUUUGCAACAGGUGAACAGGGAAAUACAGAUAUUUGUGUAUAGAACAAAUCCAAAGAUACGACAACUAAGCGCAGCUGCGCAACAAAGCGAACAGCGAGUGAUCUCAGCGUUCAACAACGUGGCCUACGCUGGCCUGGUACGAAUUGAAAAAUCAUUUUCCGACUUCUUAGAACUUAUCGAGCAAAAUUGAGUUUAUGACAUGAGAGAGCGUUUUCUUUUCAAAUUCGAAUACAUAGUUAACUAAAUUCAUAUAAAUGUUUGUACUAAGCGAAAAA